Andrographis paniculata is the source of this 2045-nucleotide messenger RNA. Its product is annotated as sulfite exporter TauE/SafE family protein 3-like. The record is from RefSeq and is a predicted model, not a curated record. Gene Ontology annotation, cellular component: Cul4A-RING E3 ubiquitin ligase complex; membrane. Lineage: Eukaryota; Viridiplantae; Streptophyta; Magnoliopsida; Lamiales; Acanthaceae. Bases 315 to 1760 code for a protein of 481 amino acids. The transcript has 14 exons. Gene Ontology annotation, biological process: protein ubiquitination.
GAUUAGAUGAACAAUAAGCUCUUGUAGAGUGGCGCACCGCGAUAGGCUCCCCUCGGAUCCGAAUCACCGACAAUCGGAGUUGAUAUUUAGCAUUUUGAUUGCGCAAUUUAUCCUGAAAUUAAAUUCCUCUGCAGCUUGGGAUCGGUUUAUCCGUCUUGGGGACCCUCGGAAUUACUGGUGAGUUGCCGUGUUUGGAACUAGCGUCUAAUCACUUCAACUAGUAGCUCCGACCGAAUAAUCAAAAGCAGACAAUGGAUUCACAUGUAUCACGAUGGAAUAUGAGGUGAACUGCAAUUAGGGUUCCGAAGAAUCUGAUGGCGGAGAUUGGAGCUACAUCUCGAAAGGUUUUGACAGGAACGGCUGUGAUUUUGGCUGUUGCACUACUCUUAGCUUGCGAGGAUGUUUCUGGCCGAGAAGAUUUAGGGCAGACCAUCUCCGGCGGAAAUCGGACCGGCGAAUCAGGUUCCUUCCAUACAAUAUUCACAUGGUUGCAGAAGAACAGGCGCUUACUUUUCCCCCAUGUCUGGCCUGAAAUGCAAUUUGGGUGGAGAAUUGUGCUUGGGACAGUGAUUGGAUUCCUAGGUGCUGCUCUUGGCAGCGUCGGAGGUGCCGGCGGAGGCGGCAUUUUUGUUCCAAUGCUCAUUUUGAUUAUUGGAUUUGAUCCCAAGUCGUCCACGGCAAUAUCGAAAUGUAUGGUAACUGGCGCAGCCCUUUCCACUGUAUAUUACAAUCUCAAGCUCCGGCAUCCUUCACUGGACCUUCCUAUCAUCGAUUACAAUCUGGCUCUUCUUUUCCAACCAAUGCUCGUGCUAGGAGUCAGCAUUGGUGUCUUUUUCAAUGUGAUUUUUGCAGAAUGGAUGGUUAUGUUCUUGCUGAUUCUUCUUUUCUUAGUCACUUCGACAAAGGCAUUCUUGAAGGGCGUCGAAACCUGGAAUUUAGAAACCAUAACAAAGAAGGAGGCCAUGCGAUGCUAUGCAGCUAGUUCAUCAGAUGAUGGAAAUGAAGAAGCUUCGUACAAGCUUCUAGUCGAUGAUCCGCCUUAUGAAGCUGGAGUGCAACUAGUUGAACCAAAGGUCUCGAUAAUCAACAAUGUCGACUGGAUGAAGCUUGGCAUUCUCAUUGCAAUCUGGGUCAUCUUCCUCAUACUUCAAAUCGCCAAGGACUAUACAACUACUUGUUCAGCAGCAUUUUGGAUAGUAACCCUUUCGCAGAUACCCGUAGCUGUCGGAGCCUCUGGAUACCAGGCGGUCUGCUUAUACAAAGGCUGGACGGUGAUGGAAUCCACAGGCGGAUCCGGCAUUAAUUGGACAGCGCAGCAAUUGAUUCUUUGCUGUAGCUGUGGAGUUUUGGCCGGAAUAGUUGGCGGCCUUCUAGGCCUUGGAGGAGGAUUUAUUCUAACUCCAUUACUACUAGAGCUCGGCAUUCCACCACAGGUCUCGAGCGCCACUGCAACGCUGAUCAUGGUGUUCUCCUCAUCCAUGUCUGUAAUUCAAUAUCACCUUCUGAAACGCUUCCCCCCGUCUUACGCCCUUUAUUUUGUUGCUGUGGCUACACUGGCUGCAUUGGUCGGGCAGUGUGUGGUACACAAAAUGGUUACAUUGUUGAAACGAGCGUCGAUCAUUAUAUUCGUAUUGGCCUUCGUAAUUCUCAUGAGCGCGGCAUCACUAGGUUAUGUGGGAAUAUGGAACUUAAUUGGUCAAGUAGAGGGAAAUCAAGAAAUGUGGUUUUACAACAUAUGUGAAUAUGAUUUGAGCCCUUGAGUGAGAGUGAAUUUGUAUGUAUGCUUUUGGUUAAUAGGAUAUGAUAAUUUAUAUGUAUAUAUUAUUUUUAUUUUUAUUUGUUUGGUUUCUAGAUGGUUGAAGAUUGUAUUAUAUUGUUAGGUGAUGACAGACAUGUUUUGUUGUUUAGGGGUUGUUGAAAUUGUGCAAAUAUAAAUAUGAAUUUAUGCGUUUGGUAACAUAUAACAUAGAAUGGUGCCUUUACUGUUCUCUAUAAUGGUCAUGUAUAAAAUCAUAUUUCUAAUUAAAUUUCACAUUUAGGUUUAA